Molecule: messenger RNA, 1922 nt
Organism: Coffea arabica (coffee)
Lineage: Eukaryota; Viridiplantae; Streptophyta; Magnoliopsida; Gentianales; Rubiaceae
Product: pentatricopeptide repeat-containing protein At4g25270, chloroplastic-like
Biological process (GO): RNA modification
Molecular function (GO): RNA binding; protein binding
Source: RefSeq, a predicted model, not a curated record
AGAAAAGUCACGUGCAAUAGUUUGCUUCCGUGCAAUUGGUGCCACAAUGCCGCUAAGAGCCGGUGGUUCCCCGGAAUUGAAUCAUUUAGCAGACGAAUUCCAUUAAAAUGAAAACUUUGUGCCGAAAAGAUACUACUGUUAAGCAGAAAAACGUAUACCACUCAUUAUUACGUGGUCAGCUCUCUGGAGCAAUUUCUAGCGAUCACUCUCCGAAUUUGGACUCGUCUUAGUUCUCGUUAUGCUGGAAAUCGGCAUAAUCCUCCUACAACAACCGUCUCUUUACAAACUCUCUGCAUGUCGCCCGCUCUCUUCCUCGUCAAAUAAGAAAACCAGUAAGAAACAGAAGCUAAGACAAAAUUAUCCUCCUCGAGCGAGAACCAAACUCCGAUUCCCAGCACCAAAUCCCACUCCACUCUUAGCCAAGAACUACCCCCGUACGAAGCUCCAAGCCCUCGAGUUUGUCAUUAACGAAAUAGAAUCCUCAAUAGAAAAGGGCAUUGAAGUUAAUGAUACCCAUAUCUUCGCUUCCCUUUUGGAAACUUGCUUUGACUUACAAGCCUUUGACCAUGCUUUUCGAAUCCGCCGACUUAUACCUGAUAAACUUCUGCGCAAAAAUGCGGGCAUUUCGUCAAAGCUCAUCAGAUUAUGUGCUCUCAACGGGCACUUGGACGAAGCUCACCACCUAUUCGAUCAAAUGCCUAAGCGUCAUGAAUCGGCUUUUCCAUGGAAUUCACUGAUAGCCGGCUAUGCUGAAAAGGGUUUGCACGAAGAUGCAUUGGCAUUGUACUUUCAGAUGGUUGAAGAGGGCUUGGAGCCUGAUCGGCACACGUUUCCUCGCGUGCUGAAAGCUUGCGGAGGCAUUGGGUUGAUCCAAGUUGGCGAGGAAGUUCAUCGCCAUGUAAUCCGUUAUGGGUUUGGGAAUGAUGGCUUUGCCCUUAAUGCACUAGUCGAUAUGUAUGCUAAAUGUGGCGACAUUGUUAAGGCUCGAAAAGUCUUCGACAGAAUCGUGGAUAAGGACUUAGUUUCCUGGAAUUCAAUGCUAAGUGGAUACGUUCGACAUGAGCUUAUAAUGGAGGCACUUGAUAUAUUUGUGUCGAUGGUGUGCGAGGGGCUUGAACUCGACUCGGUUACUUUGUCAGCACUUAUUUCGAGCGUGUCAUCCUGGAGACUUGGAACUCAAAUUCACGGAUGGGUUCUUCGUCAUGGAAUCGAAUGGGAUUUAUCUACAGCCAACUCUUUGAUUGCUUUUUACUCCAAUUGCAAUAAGCUGGAGGAAGCGCGGUGGUUGUUUGAACACAUGCCUGAGAAGGAUUUAAUCUCUUGGAACUCAAUAAUUUCUGCUCAUAGUAGAGAUGCCGAAGCUUUAUUUUACUUUGAGCAAAUGGUAGAAGCUAAUGCCUCACCAGACGCUAUCACAUUUGUGUCUUUGUUGUCCGCUUGUGCUCAUAUGGGUUUGGUAGAAGACGGACAGAGGCUUUUUAGGAUGAUGAGGAAUGACUACGGAGUCAGGCCAAUUAUGGAGCACUAUGCAUGCAUGGUUAAUCUUUAUGGAAGGGCGGGACUCAUUGAUGAAGCUUAUGACUUUAUCGUGAAUAGAAUGGAUACUGAGGCCGGUCCAACUGUUUGGGGAGCAUUGCUCUAUGGUUGCUACCUUCAUGGAAGCGUUGACUUGGCUGAGAUUGCUGCGACAGCAUUGUUUGAGUUGGAGCCAGAUAAUGAGCAUAAUUUUGAGCUUUUGAUGAAGAUUUAUGUGAGUGCAGGACGGUUUGAUGAUGUUCAAAAAGUUAAAGCAAUGAUGUUAGAAAGAGGAUUGAAUUUGUAGACCAGCUGAAUAUGUUCUUCUGAAAUUUUUAGGAACACCACAGAUUAGUGGGAGGUUCAAUUCCUUUCUAGUAAAGUAUAUCUUUGCAUGGUGCUGGUCA